CCGCCCCCCUCCGGCCCGGGACACGUCCGCGGCGCGCGGAGCGGCCGGGGGCUGUCGAGCCAGGUUGGAGGCAUCUGAGGUUCCUCAGAUCCCGAACUGCAGGCUGGGAGGAGGUGAGAUCCACGGGCCGGGCUCUGACCAUCUUCCUGGAUCGCAGAGGCUUCGACCCCCAGCGCCAGGACUCUCCCCUUAGCCCCGUGGCCCCCAGGAUGCAGCCCCAGGAGAGCAGCAUCCAGUACAGUAGGUGGGAGGACAGCAGCCGGGAUGAAGUCAGCGUGGCCAGCGGGCCCGGCGCAGAGGAGGCCUCGGGCUGUAAGAGGGUCUCCCGGAAGCUGUGCUCGGGCAAGCUGGGCAUCUCCUUGAAGGUGCUGGGUGGAGUGGCCCUCUUCUGGGUCGUGUUCAUCCUGGGCUACAUCACCGGCUACUUCGUGCACAAGUGCAAAUGAACGCUGCCCAGAACAUGUGCCCGGGGCGUGGGCUCGGAGGGACACCCCGUGUGCGAGAACCCCUCCGUGUACACGGACCCGCCGGUCUACACGGACCUCAGUAUACACAGCUUCCCGUGUACACAGACCCUCCUCUCUAUACACAGGCUCCCCUCUGUGUACACAGCCCCUCACCGUGCACACAGACACUCUUCCCCCACCAGUGCACAGACUUCAGGGGUGCACGGGGCACACGGGGCACACAUACUGGCCUCAAGCUCACGGGGACACCACUGUGCACAGCUGUCACAGGCACCCACAGGCGUACAGCCAAACAGGGACACGGGUACACAAGGACACACACGUGCACACCUGGCACACACAGCUACCCAGGGGCCCACGUGGCUGGGAGGCCGGGCCCAGCCUGAACUGGGGCUGCAGGGUACACCCAGGCUAGGCCCUCAGUCCAGGGCCCCGAGAGCUCCCCUUCUCCCCCAGGCCGAGGGCACAGGCCUGGCAGCCCCAGGGUGGGGUCCUCCCUGGGUGGGCAUCGUGCAGAGCUGUGUGGCCCUGACCAGGCCCCUGCCCUCUCUGGCCCUUCUGACUCCCGUUGUGAAAGGAUGGCUCUGAGGGGGUGUAUGUGUGUCCCUCUGUCCAUCCACCCUCCCCGGGGGCUGAGUCAUUUCCUGGGUAGAGUGGGGAGAGGGGCCUUAGCCCUUGUCCCAGACCCCCCACUGCAUCUUCCCUCCAGGAAGGUGGACACGUUCCCCGGGGCUGUCCACCCCACGGAGUGGGGCCUGCAGGAGCCCGGCCCCUCCGCCGGCGCCCUGCAGGAGGCCCAGACCCUGCACACGGAGGUCGUCAUUAAAUGUCUGCUGAAUGAAAACACGGAUGACGGUGUCUCCCGUGGGUCUCCCCGGCGAGGUGUGACUCACGGCCCCCGAUGUGAGGCCAGCUGGAGGGUGUCUGGACAGCGGCCGGGAGGCCUGGGAAAGGGCCUGUGAGCCUCCCGCUGGCUCUGGGCCUUGGGAUGUGCCCAGUCCUGGCCAGGCCCUCUGCCGGGAGACGGGAGCACAGGGGCAGGCCUGGGGGCCCGCAUGUGGCUGGACCUGUUCCUGCCUCUCCUGACCAUGGACAGCGCCUCACCGGCUCUGCUCCCGCUCGCUUGGCCCUCGCCUGCUGUGAACUCACGCCUCAGGCCCUGCACACCCCUUGCCAGAAACACCUUCUUAGGGAAUUGGUCCUCACCCCACAACUGCCCAGAACUGAGGGCAGGAGAUGAGGGACAGUCAGGAUCCUUAUGGGCUCAUAGCAAACCUGAGUGUCAGAGGCCGAGCUGGCAGGGAGGGCAGAGACCCCACGGGGCUGGCCUAGGG
Molecule: messenger RNA, 1801 nt
Organism: Balaenoptera musculus (blue whale)
Lineage: Eukaryota; Metazoa; Chordata; Mammalia; Artiodactyla; Balaenopteridae
Gene: SMIM1
Product: small integral membrane protein 1 (Vel blood group)
Exons: 4
Coding region: 210-446 (78 amino acids)
Source: RefSeq, a predicted model, not a curated record